ACGACCGGUCACUCGGUCUGAGUCUCCCCCUGCCUCUCCCUCUCCAACUUGGACUUGUGCUCUCCGACUCCAACAAGCCCCGCUGUGUGUGUAUAUAUAUAUGUGCGCGGCUCCGGCACUGACUGCGCAGCAAGAAUUAACCAACUGAGCGAGCCCAAACAGCACAGCUCCAUCUGCAUCCCGGUCGCAACCGCAAUCCAUUGCGGUGUCUUCUCAAUCUUUUCAUCCUAGCUCCUCGCUGCGCGCAAUCGAACGGAACAAUCGGCUCUGCGCAGAGGCAGCCGUGAGAUGACUCUGAGGCCACUCAACAUAGAACGCAACCUCCUCUCCCCGAGGCCGCAGAGCCCCCGAGAUGGCGCCUGCACGCCGCUGAGGUCACCGCGGGUGUCCUGCAAGAACAGCAGCAGCCCGUCGUCCAAGAGCCGCAAGAUGGCGCGCGGCGGCCUCGAGCGGUCGCUCAGCUUCAAGAACUGGGAGGCGCAGGCGGCGGGCGAGCUGGAGGCCGCCAGCCGGUGCGGCGGCAUCAACGGUGCGCGGCCGGGGACCCUCGCGCUGCAUCAGCAACUCAGCCCCAGGAGCAGCAGGCAGAGCGACGGCGCCGUGGCGGUGUCCCCGGCCCAGCAGGUCCUCCUGGAUUACUUCUCCCCGCGACCCCGGUGCGAGCUCGACGAGGCCGCCACCAGGGUGCAGAAGAUCUUCAAGGGCCACCGCACCCGGCGGAGCCUCGCCGACUGCGCCAUCGUCAUCGAGGAGCUCUGGUGGAAGGCGUACGAGUCGGCGUCGCUGAACAUCAAGUCCAUCUCCUUCUUCGACGUGGAGAAGCAGGAGACGGCGGCGUCCCGUUGGUCCAGAGCCGGCAAGAGGAUCGCCAAGGUCGGCAAGGGCCUCUCCAAGGACGACAAGGCGCAGAAGCUAGCGCUGCAGCACUGGCUCGAAGCUAUCGAUCCGCGCCACCGUUACGGCCACAAUUUGCAUCUGUACUAUGACAUCUGGUCUGCGAGUUCGAGCACUGAACCCUUCUUCUACUGGUUGGAUAUCGGCGCCGGUAGAGACUUGCAUCACCCGAAAUGCUCACGAAGCAAGCUUUACUCACAACUGAUCAAGUACCUCGCACCAAACGAGAGAGCAGCGUAUGAAGUUGGUGUGGAGGAAGGGAAGCUACUCUACAAGCAAACUGGAACUUUUGUGGACACAAAUGAGGAGUCCAAGUGGAUAUUUGUGCUGAGCACGAGUAGAUCACUAUACGUCGGACAGAAGAAGAAGGGAGAAUUCCAGCACUCCAGCUUCCUGUCUGGGGCAGCUACAACAGCUGCUGGAAGAUUGGUUGCCAAAGAGGGUGUUCUGAAGGCGAUAUGGCCGUACAGCGGCCACUACCUCCCAACAGAGGAGAACUUCAGAGAGUUCAUCAGCUUCCUGGAGGAGAACAAUGUUGAUCUGGCCAAUGUCAAGCGAUGUUCGGUCGAUGACGACGAGUACCCAUCGUUCAAGAAGACAGACAAGCCAGCGGAAGAGGCUGAAGUGCCCACUCAAGAUGCACAUGAUGAGACCCUACAGGUUGAACUGCCUGAGGUGGACAUUGUGAAGGAAGUGGCUGACCAGGCCGUCGGCGACGACGACGACAAGGCUGAACCGAAGAUGAUGGCCAGCCGACCAUCGUUCAAGUGGUCGACGCCCACCGGCGCGCGCAUCGGCUGCCUCCGGGACUACCCGGCCGAUCUCCAGAGCAUGGCCCUCGAGCAGGUGAACCUUUCACCUAGGGUGGUGCCGUCCCCGAGCGCGAGCAGGCUGCCGAUCCCGUCUCCCCGGCCGAGCCCGAGGAUCAGGCUGUCGCCGAGGCUGCACUACAUGGGGCUGCCGACCCCGACCGGCGUCAAGCUCCCGAUACCGAGCCCGGCGGCGGCCAGGCGGUCUCCCAAGCAGCAGUUCAUGGGGUUCCACACGCCGGCGGUGGCGCUCACGCUCCCCAAGCACAAGGGCAAGUGAUCUGGUGGCAGGCAUUGCUCAUUGCCAUGGCUGGCGUCGCCGUAGCGCUGUUUUCAAAGGUGUUGCAGCGUCUUCAUCAGUUAGUUAGAGCAGGGUUAACAAUUUUGCUGUUUGUCGUCAGAUGCUUCGAAUUCGUUCUUUGAUCGUGUACCAUUCUUUUGCAUGUUUGUUCUUCUUCUUCUUUGACCUGAGGUGCAUGUUGUAAAGCAAAAACUACAUGUCCUGUAAAGUCUUGACUCGCAGUUUUCAGAGAUAUGUAACUGCAAAUUCUUUUGAAUAAAAAAGAUGUGUUAUGUCA
This is a messenger RNA of Phragmites australis (common reed), 2281 nucleotides long. Its product is annotated as IQ domain-containing protein IQM1-like. NCBI's taxonomy places the organism in Eukaryota, Viridiplantae, Streptophyta, Magnoliopsida, Poales, Poaceae. Gene Ontology annotation, molecular function: protein binding. The transcript has 7 exons. The coding region runs from base 289 to 1983 and encodes 564 amino acids. The record is from RefSeq and is a predicted model, not a curated record.